Elgaria multicarinata webbii is the source of this 850-nucleotide messenger RNA. It is a transcript of the gene PPDPF, whose product is annotated as pancreatic progenitor cell differentiation and proliferation factor. Bases 203 to 547 code for a protein of 114 amino acids. The record is from RefSeq and is a predicted model, not a curated record. Gene Ontology annotation, biological process: multicellular organism development; cell differentiation. Lineage: Eukaryota; Metazoa; Chordata; Lepidosauria; Squamata; Anguidae. The transcript has 5 exons.
CCUUUAAAUCCAUUUUCGCUUCGGUGCUUUUUUUGUGGACGUGGAGUGUACUCCCAGUAUCUCCUUUGCAAAUGGGUUCUGUAGCCUAGCGUUUCCCCCCCUGAGCCAGGUCACCUGUGGUCUCAAGCCGUUAGGAUUCUGCUGGGCGCAGCACUAAGACUUAAAGGGUUUACAUCGUGCACAAGAACAAAGAUCAAGAAACAUGGCAGCAAUCCCGUCUAGCGGCUCCCUGGUGGCAACCCAUGACUACUACAGAAGGCGUCUGGGUUCCACUUCCAGCAACAGCUCCUGUGGAAGUGCUGAGUACUCUGGGGAAGUCAUCCCGCACCAUCCAGGUCUCCCGAAAUCUGACCCUGGACACUGGUGGGCCAGCUUUUUCUUUGGAAAGCCAACUCAUCCAGUCAUGACAACCGUAUCGGAAUCCCCAGAGAACUCAGGAACUUUCCAGGUGGCGAACGGCGUGAUCACAUGUGGCCUGGCUCAGGAAGUAAUGAGGAAGCGCCACGCCAGCGAGCCAAGCAAACCCAACACCGGUCCCACUGCAUGAGCAAGCUGAUGCUCCCUGGCUGGUGCUUCUGAUCCAAACGCUAGGAGUCAGAGCCCAUUUUCCACUCCCCCUCCCUGUAGAGUAGGCCAGGCUGCCUCGAGUACUACAUUAGACGUAGGUUUUUAUAAAAACGAAAACAGCAACUAAAAAAAAUAAUCUUCUACACCAUCCUUUUCUACUUUUUUUUAAAAUCAAUGCAGCUACGUCUUUUUUUCCCACACAGCCUUGAUAACGCUUUGUUUUGUUCUUUUUGUACUCGUCUAAUGAAAACUUAAUAAAAUCCUGAGCAGCCGUUUAAACUCU